Molecule: messenger RNA, 3729 nt
Organism: Stegastes partitus (bicolor damselfish)
Lineage: Eukaryota; Metazoa; Chordata; Actinopteri; Pomacentridae
Product: NACHT, LRR and PYD domains-containing protein 3-like
Exons: 7
Coding region: 222-3347 (1041 amino acids)
Molecular function (GO): protein binding
Source: RefSeq, a predicted model, not a curated record
CUGCAGCCUGAGGGCUCAACAUGACGACACAUCAGAGCUGCUCCACGUGUCUCAACAGGAACAUGUUUCACCAGCACAGCUCUGUGAAAGCACACGGCAGAACCAGAGCUGAUGUGAGUUCAGACUCAGCUGAAGAACACGUCUGAGUUCUGGUAGAAGCUGACCCCAGAUCAGUUCUACGUCCAUCCAGAUCAUCUCUGACUGUUUCAGGUUUAUCAGCGAUGAGUGCAGAGCAGCUCCUGAACACUCUGGAGGAUCUGGUAGACGAAGAGUUCGAGAAGUUCAAGUGGUUCCUGCAGCAGAGCGACGGCGGCGUCCGGAGCAUCAGGAAGGUCCGACUGCAGAGCAGCAGCAGCAGGUGCGACGUCGUGGACGUGAUGCUGCAGACGUACGGACCUGAUGGAGCCCUGAAGGCCACCAGGAAGGUUUUAGAGAAGAUCUGCAGGAUCGACCUGCUGCUCAGUUUGUCUGACAGCAGCCCCGGACCAGAAGUCAGUGAUGGUGGACGGACUCCAAACCGCAGAGGACCUUCAUCCACUGAGGCUGGUCCUCGUCUUCCUCAGCCUGCAGCUCAUCGUGUUGGGUUCUCUGAUGAGGUGGUUCCGGUGCCGGAGCCUCGUCCAGUCGCAUUCUACCAAGAGAUGCUUCAAUCAACCUUCCAGGACAGGUUUCUGUGUUUACAAGAAGGUUGGGCAACAAACCAGCAGCGUCUGGUCGAUAUCUACACGGAGCUGUAUGUCACCGCCGGCCUCGACGUGCACGUCAACACGCAGCACGAGGUCCGGCAGAUCGAGAAGGCCUGGAAACCAGCGGACACAGAGAAACCGAUUAAAUCCAGAGACAUUUUUAAACAUCCCCCCGGACAAUACAGACCCAUCAGAAUGGUGCUGACCAAUGGAAUCGCGGGGAUUGGAAAAACCUUCCUUGUGCACAAGUUUGUGUUGGACUGGGCCGAACAAAGCUCCAAUCAGGACGUGCAUCUACUUUUCCCCUUUACUUUCCGUCAGCUGAACUCCCUUCAGGGAGAAGAGUUCACUUUGGCAGAGCUCAUCCACCGCUGUAUCCCAGAAAGCGUUAGCAUCACGGCAGAGGCUCUGGACUACAUCUUCACAGCGCUGCAGUCAUCCGGAAACAGCAACUACGACAAGAGCAGGUUCAAACUGCUGUUUGUGUUCGACGGCCUGGACGAGAGCCGCUUUCAUCUGGACCUUCGAGUCGAUGACGUUUGCUCCAUUGAUGCAACAAAGUCGACUAAAACAGAGGACCUUCUGAGGGAGCUCAUCGGUGGAAAACUGCUGCGCUCUGCUCGCAUCUGGAUCACCACAAGACCUGCAGCAGCCAGUCAGAUCCCUCCACAGCUGGUCAGCAUUACCACGGAGGUCAGAGGGUUCACUGACCCCCAGAAGGAGGAGUACUUCAGGAAGAGGUCCAGAGAUGAGCAGCAGGCCAGCAGCAUCAUCUCCCACAUGAAGACAUCACGAAGCCUCCACAUCAUGUGCCACAUCCCAGUGUUCUGCUGGAUCACUGCUACGGUUCUGGAGGAGCUGCUGGGAAGCAGAGAGGGAGGAGAGCUGCCCAGCACCCUGACUGAGAUGUACACAGAGUUCCUGGUGUUUCACAUGGAUCGUACCAAAGAGAAGUAUGGCUCAGAGAGUUGCAUCCUUUAUAUCAAGUCUUUGGCAAAACUGGCUUUUGAUCAGCUGGAAAAGGGCAACCUGAUCUUCUACAAGAAAGAUCUGAGACAGAGCGGCAUCGAUGUGAGCAAAGCCUCGGUGUGCUCAGGAGUGUUCACGGAGAUCUUCAAAACAGAGCGUGGACGGACAGACAGAGACAAGAUGUUCAGCUUCGUCCAUCUGAGCGUUCAGGAGUUUCUGGCUGCUCUUCAUGUGAGGAUGUCGCUCAUCAACCACAACAAAAAUGUGUUGCCGCCACCGCGACUGUCGCUACGCAACCUGCCACUGCUUUUAGGCAACAAGUCUGUGACAAAGAUCCACAGGAUUUCCAUUGACGAGGCCUUACGGAGUCCAAACGGACACCUGGACCUGUUCCUGCGCUUCCUCCUGGGGCUGUCCCUCCCAACCAAUCAGGAGAAACUACAGGACCUGCUGCCACAGACAGGAAGCAGCUCACAGACCAAUCAGAAAACAGUGGAGUACAUCAAGAAGAAGCUCAGCGAGGAUCUGAGCGCAGAGAGAAGCAUCAACCUGUUCCACUGUCUGAACGAGCUGCAGGACGGCUCUCUGGUGGAGGAGAUCCAACGGUCCCUGAGGUCCGGACGCCUGUCCACCGAGCAGCUGUCUCCGGCUCAGUGGUCGGCGCUGGGCUUCAUCCUGCUGUCGGCUCAGAUGCACCCGGACGACUUUGACCUAAAGGACUAUUCUGCCACCGAGGAGGCUCUGCUGAGGCUGCUGCCGGUGGUCCGAGGCUGCAACCGAGCAGUGCUGACUCUGUGUAACCUCUCAGAGAGGAGCUGUGCAGCUCUGUCCUCCGUCCUCAGCUCUCCGUCCUGCAGCCUGAAGCUUCUGGACCUGAGCAACAACCAGCUGCAGGACUCAGGAGUGAAGCAUCUUUCUGCUGGACUGCAGAGUCCAAACUGCAAACUGGAGACGCUCAGGAUGUCAGGUUGUCUGAUCACACACGAGGGUUGUGUGUUUCUGGCCUCAGCUCUGAGGUCCAACCGUCACCUCACAGAACUGGACCUCACAUACAACCACCCGGGGGAGUCGGGCAGCAGGCUGCUGGCUGCUGCACUGAAGAACCACACCUGCACACUCAGGCUGGACCACGGAGGAGAGCGCUGGCUGAGGCCCGGUCUGAGGAAAUACGCCUGUGAACUCAAACUGGACCCGAACACAGCGGGCGGAAACCUGCGGCUGUCUGACGGCGGCGACGGGGCGGCGUGGGUGGACCAGGAGCAGCCGUACCCGGAUCACCCGGACCGGUUCAAGCCCUGGAGCCAGCUGCUGUGUACAACUGGUGUCACUGGGCGCUGUUACUGGGAGGUGGAGUGGGACGGCUGGGUUUAUGUGGCGGUGAGUUACAGAGGAAUCCGGCGGAGAGGACCCAGCCGCGACUGCUGGUUCGGAUUCAACGACCAGUCGUGGAGUCUGAGGUGUUCCGGCGAGGGUUUCUUUGCGUGGCACAAUGACUCGAGGACGGAGCUGCCCUCGGCCCCGGUGUCCCACAGAGUGGCUGUUUAUGUGGACCAUCCUGCCGGAACCGUGUCCUUCUACAGAGUCUCUGACUGUCUGACCCACCUCCACACCUUCAGCUCCACCUUCACCGGGCCUCUGUACGCCGGCUUCAGGAUAACAGGCGACUCCUCGGUGUCGCUGUGUUCGCUGUAGGACGAGGAGCUGAGCAGCGACGCUUCUGUGUGUCGCUGACAAGGUCAAGACAUGCAAACUCUCACUGACACUGAAGCUGUGCUCAUUUUGAGAUGUGUUCACGCAAACACUCCAGGAACGAGUGUUUCUAAUAAGAUGUCCAUAAGUCAGUGGAACGACCCGGGUUCUCCACUGAUUAGAACUUCUGUACUCAUGUAGAACUGCUGCUCAUAGAAAGUUUGUUUUCGUCUUGUUUCUUUAAAAAGGAGGUUCAUGGGCCGCCGGUACAGCUCAGCUGGUUGAGCCGGCGACCCGUGUACCGGGCCUGUAGUCCCCGACGCAGCGGCCGUGGGUUCGGAUCCAGCCCAUGGCCAUUUGCUGCAGGUCCCUCCUCCAUUCUUCU